Molecule: messenger RNA, 4131 nt
Organism: Phytophthora sojae
Lineage: Eukaryota; Oomycota; Peronosporomycetes; Peronosporales; Peronosporaceae
Exons: 3
Coding region: 1-4131 (1376 amino acids)
Molecular function (GO): protein binding
Source: RefSeq, a predicted model, not a curated record
AUGCGGUUGAUGUCCAGCGCAAGUAUCCCAACGCUUAACGCUCAAAACUUGGGUAAAGGUCCAUCGCUGAGGACUAUUGGAGAAGGGAAGCAACUUGCUGCCCCCGCGCAGGGACUCGCUCCUCCAAAGGAAAAACUGCAGCGGCGACGGCCGUCAGACGUGUCGAGUAUUAGUGAAGACGAGGUGGGGGCCAUCCCCGUGCGGGUCAAGCUGGAUCCAACAUCGGCGCACAUGAUGCGGAUCUGUCGCCACGUCAUCGCAAAACGAGCCAUGAAGUCGUUCUUGCGUCAAGAGAUGUCGGUGAUUGCCCAGACUGAGGUGCUGCUGCGCGAUGACGCAGCCUUGCAACGCCGGCCUGGGUCAUCAAAUAACCGAAUCCCGAUCAAGUCUAUGGCGUCCGACCUUGUGGAGAGCUUGGCCGCUUACCUUAAGGAGGGAGACCAGCACAUGACGGUUGACGAGUUGUUCCUGAAAGCUUUACUGUCAGAAGCAGAGAAGGACUGGAAGCGCGCGAUCCUGUUGGCCUCAGCGUGCGUGAUCAUCGAUCGCGAGUUCAUUCUGGCUGCGCUGCUUCGAGCGCGUUGCUGUCGCCGACUUGGGCUUUGGACUCAAGCGAUCAAGGAUUUGAGCCACGCCCUGCUGUUGCGUCCGGAAGACCAGCGUCUCUUCCUGCUGAGAGCGUGUCUACACAGCAAAAUAGGCGACGCCGAGAACGCGCUGGCUGAUGUGAAUCGUGCGUUGAUGCUGCAUCCGCAGUACACGGAGGCGCUGUUGCUACGGGCGGAGAUUUUCCAUCGAGGGCGUUCGAUUGGUGCGGCGUUGCAAGACUUGACGUCCGUGCUGGCUUUGGAUCGGGGUUGCUGGCGAGCUUACUAUGAUCGUGCAACGCUAAGAUUACGCGCCAUUGAAGGGGAAGAGCAAAACCUUGUCUACCAUUCGGAGCACCUACGCUACGAGGAGCUCCUGGCCUCUAUCAUCCAAGACUACGUGAACGCACUUCACAAAGGCUGCACAUUGGUUGAAGUCGUGGAGACCGUCGGCGAUCUCACGGUUCGUCUUCUCGAGUUCACGGGGGACGCGACUGUGCUACGACAAGUUAUCCAAAAUCUCACGCGGUUACUUCACUUACUCGUGCUUGACCCAAGCGGUGGACUCGGCAUGCCACGAACUCCACAGACUCCGAGUAACAGCAGCGGCUUAGGUGGAGCGUCCUCCUCUGGGAACGGAGAGUAUCGCUCACUAUCUACGGGGGACCGUGAACUAUUGGUGGCUGCUAUCCACGCUCAGCGAGGACGACUGUACGUGCUCUCGAAGGACAAAGUCAACGCAAUGGAGGACUUUGAUCACGCCGUGGUGAUGGAGUAUCAUUACCCUGUUGCCCACUUCUAUCGAGGCGCCUUCGCGACGCUGCUGCUUUCCAAGGACUCUACUGGAACAGGUAAAGACGCGGAGACAGCAGCUGCUCACCACGCCAACAACAUGCAACACUUAUCUCGUUGUCUUUCCCUGGAUCCGACGAUCGCUGGUGCGUACACAGUCCGUGGUGCAUUGCAUUUACGAGAUCUGCGCUUCAACAACGCGUUGCAAGACUUCAAGGCGGCAGUUGCAACAGACCCGACACUUUCCGAGGUGUGGCUGCAAAUCGCCUUGGUCUACCUGAACAACUACCACGACUGCGAAGAAGCCGUGAAGGCGUGUACGAGCGCGUUGGCGAACGACGCCAGUCUGUCCCGUGCCAUCUACGUGCGGGGUGAGGCGUACACGCGGCAAGGUAACACGACUGCCGCUCUGCAAGACUACACGCGUCUUACAAGAUUCCAGCCUACUGAUCGCUGGGCACACCUGCUACGAGGACGGCUCCUGCUGAAGCUCAAGAUGGCGCGCCCAGCACUGUACAGCUUCAUUUGCUUCGUCGAGCAGGGGGCUUUACUGCUCUGUGGACGAGCGUAUCAGCUCCUCUCGCGCUUCCAGAGCGCAGUGCAUGCGUUCGAGCAGGCCGUUGCUGAGAGUCCUACGAGCGAGAACCUUGUGUUGCUAUCCGAGUCUCUGCACUCGCUGGGAGACACUGAAAACUCGCUGCGCGUGAGCGACAAAGUGGUGAAUACGGACCCUUCCAGCUUCCGCGGAUACGCGCGUCGCGCGCAACUGCUCGUGUCCGUGGGGGAACUCGCCAACGCUAUGUCCGAGUACGACAGAGCUAUCGCACUAGCACCAAAGGAGGGGCGUGUGUACUACGAGCGUGGCGUCGUGCAGAUGCAGAUGUAUAUGCGGUGGCGCGUUGCGUUCCAGCUCAACUUCGCUUCGAGCACUGUCGGAGUACCCAAUGCAGUGCAGAAUAUGUCACGCUCGCAGUUCGCCCCUCAACUCACAGCGCGUGAAGUGGAAAGACACCUGGGAGCAGACGCCAUGAAAGACGAAGCGCUGGUACGCAAGAUGAUGAAGCAGUUCUUUGUGGGCAGCAUCACCGACCUGUCCAGAUGCAUCCGCUUGGAGCCUCUCCUUGCGGACGCGUAUGUGGAUCGUGCCGAGUUGAAUGCACUGGGCGAGGAGUACGACCGUGCUUUCCGCGAUCUGGAGACUGCGACCGAGCGCCAGCCAAAAUACGCCCGCGCUCACGUGAGUUUGGGCGUGCUCAAGUGCCAAUUCGCUGCAUACGCCGCAGCUAUUGAGGACUUCGACAAAGCCAUCAAGCUCGAAGCAGCAACAAGCGCAGAGACGCGCGCGUAUGCAUAUUUCAAUCGCGGUGUGGCCUACCAGAAGCUCGAGCUCUGGUCUCAAGCUGAGAGAUCGUACAGUCAAUGUAUCUCGCUAUUUGGUCGAGGUCGCGAUGUCGCGGCACACCGAAACCGAGCGAUCGUGCGCUGCCACUUGGGGAGCUUUGAUAACGCGCUGGAGGAUCUGGAAGAGGUUCAACAGAGCGCCCCGGACGAUGAUGAAGUGCAUGGAGCCUUAGGGUUCGCUCUACUGCAGCUGAAUCGAUACGAAGACGCUGCCAAACACUUCGCCGCCUAUGGACGACUGGGUCGUGACACGUACGUUGAUAGCGGGAACGCUUACUUCAAUUUGGCCACAAAGAGCGAGACGCACCUCGAACAAACUCAACACGCUGCGUACCUUGAACGCGCUCGACGAUUUUACUUGCGAGCUGCGCGACUGCAGCCAUCGAAUGUGGACGUUCGACUCAACUUGGCCAAUUGUCUGCGCAAGGAGAACUCACUGCGAGCGGCGAUUGCUCAGUGCGAUGCCAUCUCUCGCGACCAGCCGCUCAACCACACGUGCUUGGAGAGCAAGGCGCUAGCUCUGUUCGUGCUGCCUGGGAGAGGAAUGGACGCUGUCGCUUGCAUGGAUGCCGCGGUGCGUACAUGUGUGGCUUCCUCCGCCAACCUGGAAAAUAUUUUUUACGCGUUCUCGAGUGGAACCAUUCACCGCAACGCAUUGGAGCGCAAAACCGUUAGACGGAAUGGAGCCCGUCGGCUAUCGAGGGGAAUGGCACUAGCCCCGACCUCACCGACCGAUGGGAGCAACGCCACGAGUGCAGCGGCCACUCUUCUGGCGCAAAUGGAGACGCCAGCCCCCAAGGUGCAUCUCACAGGCUCACACGAGCAGACGCUCGCUCUGUACAUGCUCAACCGAGGAAUUAUGCUGGAGAAGAUGGGGAACUUGGCGCGUGCUCGACAGGACUACAGCGAUGCGUUGCACUUUGACCCGCUAUCGGUUCACGUCCACGUGUGUUUAGGCACUCUCAGCCUUCGCGAGGGCAACUUCGAGCAAGGAGCAGCCGAGUUUCACCGUGCACUUGAACUGGACCCGUCGUCUGGAGUCGCGCAUCUGAAUCUGGGGGUGGUUCGUCUGAGUCGCAACGAGUUGCAGCCCGCUCUCGUCCACUUCGACGCUGCCAUCGCACUCCUCCCUCGCUGCAGUUACGCGUAUGCAAACAAGGCGGUGGCAUUGACUCGCAGUGGGGACACGCAGGAGGCCGAGCUGUUCUUCAAAAAGGCGAUCGAUGAACUCCCGUCUCGGAAGGAAUUUUAUCUGGCACGCGGCAAAAUCGUUGCCUUACAAAAGCGCGUACACGACGCAAUGGUCGACUUCUCGACCGCGCUAUUUCUCGGAUACGACGGCAAACUCUAG